Molecule: messenger RNA, 7239 nt
Organism: Talpa occidentalis (Iberian mole)
Lineage: Eukaryota; Metazoa; Chordata; Mammalia; Eulipotyphla; Talpidae
Product: deleted in malignant brain tumors 1 protein-like
Exons: 52
Coding region: 1-6654 (2217 amino acids)
Cellular component (GO): membrane
Source: RefSeq, a predicted model, not a curated record
AUGGAGAGGACCCACUGGAAGAAGUGCCCCGUGGCCCCCACCCCACCUGGCCCCUGUGCGUGGUCGCUGGACCUGCACUCUUGGGGUUCCCUGCUCAGCCAUGCUAACCCCCGGCCAGGCAGUGCCCUGGGCUUCCCGGACCUCACGCGGGAGACCCAAGGGAGAGAGUGGAAAAUGGCGAUGGCUGCCGACGCCGGGCUGUGCGCCGAAGCCACGUCCACCCUCGGGUCUGGACCUGGUGUCACCCUCGGCAGCCCCUCCCUCGCCCUCCGGGACGGCCACUUAGCAUCUUGCGGGAGGCCUUCCUAUACAGAAAUUCACACAACUCCUGUUAUAGUGACCACCCAGACUACAGACUUUGAUUUCUGGACAACCACCGACACCACAACUACACCAAUACCAGAGACAACAACGACAGACUACUGGACGACCACCUACACCACAACUACACCAAUACUAGAUUGGUUCACCACGUCCACAACAGAGAGAGCAUCUGUAGGAGAUCCUUGGUUUACCACAUACUGGCCCUCAGGGACAGAGAACCCAUCAGGUCUGGCCCUGAGGCUGGUGAACGGAGGGGACCGCUGCCAGGGCCGCGUGGAGGUGCUAUACCGCGGCUCCUGGGGCACCGUGUGUGACGACGCCUGGGACAUCAACGAUGCCAACGUGGUGUGCAGGCAGCUGGGCUGUGGCUGGGCCGUGUCAGCCCCAGCAAGGGCCUGGUUCGGUCAAGGCUCGGGCCAGAUAGUCCUGGACGACGUGAACUGCCAGGGCCACGAGUCCUACCUGUGGAACUGCCGCCACCCAGGCUGGAACUCACACAACUGUGCACAUAGCGAGGACGCCGGCGUCAUCUGCUCAGCGGCUCAGCAUUCCACGGCGUGGCCAGACUACUGGACGAUCCCUGACACCCCAAGUGCACCCAUACCAGAUUGGUUCACCACUGCCUUACCUGAGACAUCAACAGCAGCAGAUCCUUGGUUUACCACAUACUGGCCCUCAGGGACAGAGAGCCCGUCGGCCCUGGCCCUGAGGCUGGUGAACGGAGGGGACCGCUGCCAGGGCCGCGUGGAGGUGCUGUACCGCGGCUCCUGGGGCACCGUGUGUGACGACGCCUGGGACAUCAACGACGCCAACGUGGUGUGCAGGCAGCUGGGCUGUGGCUGGGCCGUGUCAGCUCCAGGAAUGGCCACGUUCGGUCAAGGCUCAGGCCAGAUAGUCCUGGACGACGUGAACUGCCAGGGCCAUGAGUCCUACCUGUGGAACUGCCGCCACCCAGGCUGGAACUCACACAACUGUGCACAUAGCGAGGACGCCGGCGUCAUCUGCUCAGCGGCUCAGCAUUCCACGGCGUGGCCAGACUACUGGACGAGCCCUGACACCUCAAGUGCACCCAUACCAGGUAAAUACUGCCCCCCAUGUCCUGAACUCCCUCUCUGCCCUGGUAAUAUGUUUCACCAUGAGGAGGCUGAGGUGGUUUGUGUCCUGAAGCACAGGCAGAGCCCACUCACUCCUGUGUCGGCCAUGGCUGUGGCGUUUGCGAUCACUGGCUGCCCCGGAGCUCUGGCCUUGAGAAGGCCUUGGACCUGGGGUGUCCAACGAGCGCUGUGUUUUUCCUUUUCCCUUGUUGUGUUUCUGACUUUCUCUCUGUCUCCUCCAGAUUGGUUCACCACUGCCUUACCUGAGACAUCAACAGCAGCAGAUCCUUGGUUUACCACAUACUGGCCCUCAGGGACAGAGAGCCCGUCGGCCCUGGCCCUGAGGCUGGUGAACGGAGGGGACCGCUGUCAGGGCCGCGUGGAGGUGCUGUACCGCGGCUCCUGGGGCACCGUGUGUGACGACGCCUGGGACAUCAACGACGCCAACGUGGUGUGCAGGCAGCUGGGCUGUGGCUGGGCCGUGUCAGCUCCAGGAAUGGCCACGUUCGGUCAAGGCUCAGGCCAGAUAGUCCUGGACGACGUGAACUGCCUGGGCCACGAGUCCUACCUGUGGAACUGCCGCCACCAAGGCUGGAACUCACACAACUGUGCACAUAGCGAGGACGCCGGCGUCAUCUGCUCAGCGGCUCAGCAUUCCACGGCGAGGCCAGAUUGGUUCACCACCUUUUGGCCUGAGUUAUCAACAACAGAUUCAGGUUUGGCCCUGAGGCUGGUGAACGGAGGGGACCGCUGUCAGGGCCGCGUGGAGGUGCUGUACCGCGGCUCCUGGGGCACCGUGUGUGACGACGCCUGGGACAUCAACGACGCCAACGUGGUGUGCAGGCAGCUGGGCUGUGGCUGGGCCGUGUCAGCCCCAGGAGGGGCCAGGUUCGAUCAGGGCUCGGGCCAGAUAGUCAUGGACGACGUGAACUGCACCGGCCACGAGUCCCGCCUGUGGAACUGCCGCCACCGAGGAUGGAACUCACACAACUGCGGGCACCAUGAGGACGCCAGCGUCAUCUGCUCAGCCGCCAGGCCCCCGUCCACGACCAGCCCAGGAUCUGAUUCUGCCCUGGCCCUGAGGCUGGUCAAUGGAAGUGACCGCUGUGAGGGCCGCGUGGAGGUGCUGUACCGCGGCUCCUGGGGCACCGUGUGUGACGACGACUGGGACAUCAACGACGCCAACGUGGUGUGCAGGCAGCUGGGCUGUGGCUGGGCCGUGUCAGCCCCAGCAGGGGCCUGGUACGGUCAGGGCUCGGGCCAGAUAGUCAUGGACGACGUGAACUGCACCGGCCACGAGUCCCACCUGUGGAACUGCCGCCACCGAGGCUGGAACUCACACAACUGCGGGCACCAUGAGGACGCCAGCGUCAUCUGCUCAGCUGCCAGGCCCCCAUCCACGCCCAGCCCAGCUUGGGGGAGCACAGCCAAUCCUUCCAACGGGUCUGAUUCUGCCCUGGCCCUGAGGCUGGUCAAUGGAAGUGACCGCUGUGAGGGCCGCGUGGAGGUGCUGUACCGCGGCUCCUGGGGCACCGUGUGUGACGACAGCUGGGACACCAAUGAUGCCAACGUGGUGUGCAGGCAGCUGGGCUGUGGCUGGGCCACGUCAGCCCCAGGAAAUGCCUGGUUCGGCGCGGGCUCAGGCCAGAUAGUGCUGGACGAUGUGAGAUGCACCGGCCUCGAGUCCUGGCUGUGGAACUGCCCCCACAGUGGCUGGAACUCUCACAACUGCAGGCACUCUGAGGACGCCAGCGUCAUCUGCUCAGCUUCUCAAGGCAGUGCUACCACCCCAGGUUGGUGGCCCUCACCCAAUCCAACCACUCAGAGGCCCUCUUCAAAUUGCGGUGGCUUCUUAAACACCACCACGGGGGGAUUUUCCAGUCCAUCCCACCCGGGCUACUACCCCAACAAUGCCUACUGUGUCUGGACAAUACAAGUGGGCGCCGGCUACCGUAUCAACCUGGGCUUCAACAACAUGAGCCUGGAGAUGAGCAGUAACUGCGGCUUUGACUACGUGGAAAUCUUGGACGAGUCGUGGAACGGCAGUCGUGUCCUGGGGAAAAUCUGCAACGCCACCAAGCGGGUCUUCACGUCUUCUUCCAACAAAAUGACUGUCCGAUUCCGAAGCGAUGGCAGUGUCCAGAACAUCGGCUUUUCUGCUUGGUACAACUCCUUUCCAAGCGAUGCCAGCUUGAGAUUAGUCAGUUCCAACCACUCCUCCGGAGCGUGCGCGGGACGUGUGGAGAUCUACCACGGCGGCCGCUGGGGCACGGUGUGUGACGAUUCCUGGGAUAUUCAGGAUGCCCAGGUGGUCUGCAGACAGCUGGGGUGCGGACAUGCGGUGUCAGCCCCUGGGAAUGCCUAUUUUGGCUCCGGCUCUGGCCCCAUCACCCUGGACGACCUGGGGUGUUCUGGGGCAGAGUCUACUCUCUGGCAGUGCCGGAACCAAGGCUGGUUCUCCCAUAACUGUGGCCACCACGAAGACGCUGGAGUCAUCUGCUCAGGAUCCCAGCUCACCACCCCCAGUUGGUGGCCCUCGCCCAAUCCAACCACUCAGAGGCCCUCUUCAAAUUGCGGUGGCUUCUUAAACACCACCACGGGGGGAUUUUCCAGUCCAUCCCACCCGGGCUACUACCCCAACAAUGCCUACUGUGUCUGGACAAUACAAGUGGGCGCCGGCUACCGUAUCAACCUGGGCUUCAACAACAUGAGCCUGGAGAUGAGCAGUAACUGCGGCUUUGACUACGUGGAAAUCUUGGACGAGUCGUGGAACGGCAGUCGUGUCCUGGGGAAAAUCUGCAACGCCACCAAGCGGGUCUUCACGUCUUCUUCCAACAAAAUGACUGUCCGAUUCCGAAGCGAUGGCAGUGUCCAGAACAUCGGCUUUUCUGCUUGGUACAACUCCUUUCCAAGCGAUGCCAGCUUGAGAUUAGUCAGUUCCAACCACUCCUCCGGAGCGUGCGCGGGACGUGUGGAGAUCUACCACGGCGGCCGCUGGGGCACGGUGUGUGACGAUUCCUGGGAUAUUCAGGAUGCCCAGGUGGUCUGCAGACAGCUGGGGUGCGGACAUGCGGUGUCAGCCCCUGGGAAUGCCUAUUUUGGCUCCGGCUCUGGCCCCAUCACCCUGGACGACCUGGGGUGUUCUGGGGCAGAGUCUACUCUCUGGCAGUGCCGGAACCAAGGCUGGUUCUCCCAUAACUGUGGCCACCACGAAGACGCUGGAGUCAUCUGCUCAGGAUCCCAGCUCACCACCCCCAGUUGGUGGCCCUCGCCCAAUCCAACCACUCAGAGGCCCUCUUCAAAUUGCGGUGGCUUCUUAAACACCACCACGGGGGGAUUUUCCAGUCCAUCCCACCCGGGCUACUACCCCAACAAUGCCUACUGUGUCUGGACAAUACAAGUGGGCGCCGGCUACCGUAUCAACCUGGGCUUCAACAACAUGAGCCUGGAGAUGAGCAGUAACUGCGGCUUUGACUACGUGGAAAUCUUGGACGAGUCGUGGAACGGCAGUCGUGUCCUGGGGAAAAUCUGCAACGCCACCAAGCGGGUCUUCACGUCUUCUUCCAACAAAAUGACUGUCCGAUUCCGAAGCGAUGGCAGUGUCCAGAACAUCGGCUUUUCUGCUUGGUACAACUCCUUUCCAAGCGAUGCCAGCUUGAGAUUAGUCAGUUCCAACCACUCCUCCGGAGCGUGCGCGGGACGUGUGGAGAUCUACCACGGCGGCCGCUGGGGCACGGUGUGUGACGAUUCCUGGGAUAUUCAGGAUGCCCAGGUGGUCUGCAGACAGCUGGGGUGCGGACAUGCGGUGUCAGCCCCUGGGAAUGCCUAUUUUGGCUCCGGCUCUGGCCCCAUCACCCUGGACGACCUGGGGUGUUCUGGGGCAGAGUCUACUCUCUGGCAGUGCCGGAACCAAGGCUGGUUCUCCCAUAACUGUGGCCACCACGAAGACGCUGGAGUCAUCUGCUCAGGAUCCCAGCUCCCCACCCCCACUCCUGUUUACAACGUCACCUACCCCAGCGCAAAUUACUCCUGCGGAGGCUUCCUGUCCCAGCCCUCGGGGCACUUCACCAGCCCCUUCUACCCGGGGAACUAUCCCAACAAUGCCAGGUGCUCGUGGAGCAUCGAGGUCCCGAACAACUACCUCGUGACGGUCGUCUUCAGAGACGUGCAGCUGGAGAAUGUCUGCAGCUACGACUACAUCCAGGUGUUCGACGGCCCCCAGCACAGCUCCCCGCUCCUCGGCCGGGUGUGCAACGGGGCACAGAGCUCCUUCACGUCCUCGUCCAACUUCAUGUCCAUCCAGUUCGUCAGCGACAGCAUCGUCACCAACAGGGGCUUCCAGGCCGACUAUUACUCCAGGCCAGCCAACGACAGCACCAAGCUGGUUUGUCUUCCAAACCACAUGCAAGCCAGUGUGAGCAGGAGCUACCUCCAGGCCCUAGGCUAUUCUCCCAGGGACCUUGUCAUUCCCAACUGGAGCGGGAACCGUGAGUGUCAGUCCCAGAUAACAUCGACCCAGGUGACCUUCCUGAUCCCCUACACGGGCUGCGGCACCACCAAGCAGGUGAAUAACGACACCAUCGCCUACUCCAACUUACUCAUAGCAUCGGUUUCAAGAGGCAUCAUCAACCGCAAGAAGGACCUGCACAUCCACGUCAGCUGCAAGAUGCUGGAGGACACCUGGGUGGACACCAUGUACAUCAGCAACGGCACCCUGGAGCGCGCAGCCAUCCAGUACAGCAACUUCGAUGUCAACAUCUCCUUCUUCACGUCCGCCUCAUUCCUGUACCCCGUGACCAGCAGCCCCUACUACGUGAGCCUGGACCAGAACCUGUACCUGCAGGCUGAGAUCAUGAACUCGGACAUGGCCCUGUCCCUGUUUGUGGACACCUGCAUAGCGUCGCCGUACGAAAACGACUUUACAUCCUUGACUUACGACCUGAUCCGGAGCGGGUGCGUGAAGGACGAGACCUUCCGCCCCAUCCAGCCGCCGGCCCCCCGCAUCGUCCGCUUCAGCUUCAGCUCCUUCCACUUCCUGAACCGCUUUCCCUCGGUGUACCUGAAGUGUAAGAUGGUGGUGUGCCGGGCCUACGACUACUCCUCCCGCUGCUACCGCGGCUGCGUGAUGAGGUCCAAGAGGGACGUGCACCCCUACCAAGAGAAGGUGGAUGUUGUCCUGGGGCCCAUCAAGCUGCAAACCGCAGAGCACGCCCACAAGAGGAGCUUGGACAAUUAGUUCUGACCGCCGCCAACCCGCCAUGGACCACCCGCACGACUUGUCUCUCCGCUGCAUCUCGCUGGCUCCUCCUGUCGACUGUGUGAUUCUGGCUCCCUGGCCCUCCCAGAGCUGCCGGUGGCUGCGUGGGGUCCGGCCCAUGUCUAGGGAACUUGAGCAGCACCAUGGGUUCUUCCUGGUCGUGGGCCUGGCGUGGCGGCCUUUGCCCUGGGAGGAGCACCACACCGCCUGAGCACUGAGUGUGGAGCCAGGAGAACACACGCUCUGAUCCCCCAGUGAGGGAGGAGAACGGAGACCCCAGAAUGCUGAAUCCUGGUCGCUUUGCCCAGGUGCACGGUGCGAUGGGGUGAGGUGGGUGCCGACGGUGGUGCCAGGUCUUCCCAGAGACACAGGCUGGGCUUGGGGUCAGACGUCAGGGAGGCGUGGGACAGGAUGUGGAUCUUGUGCGCAGACGUGACCACACACUCGUGACAGCGGAGCUCUCUCUGGGUGGAGUUUUUCUCCUGGCCUCUUAUAAACUGGCCUGUUAGGCCUCUAGCACUCCUCUUAGCCUUUCCUUCUGUAGGAUGAGCUGAAUAAAGACCU